GGAGAGUCGAGGGUCGGACGUUGUAGUACUUUCUGCCCUACUACUACCUCAGUUCGCGCACAAGCGCAUGCAUGAUUCAAGAAAAUUGAUUGUAUAAGCCAGCCAAACAGUCAAACCAAUAAUAGGUGCAUAUGUACGGUAAGUAGCGUUAGAGCAGAGUCGUAAAGUAUCUCAAGGUGAAGGUCAGAUUGUACAUCCGUACUCAUCGGGCAGACCUCAAGACAAGCAUGUCACCCAAGAGAGGCGCCUCCACGUGCGAGAUUGCCGAGAGAUUUCCCCCUCGGCGUCAGUAUUUUCGUGAGAAGCAGCGCGAGUAUCGCCGCAAGAUGAUUGCUGACGGGGCGACUUUUAAAGCGCAGUGCGUGCACCUUCAGUCGGUCCUUGUCCGUCUUCAAACAGCCAGGCCGCAGUCCACGACUCCGCGCGAAGCAAGUGAUGGUCCGUUGUCCUGGCAUUCCAUUGCCAAAGUGUUUAAAGGAGAAGCCCAUCGUGUCUUGACGGACCGCCAGUCACUGGUCGCCCAAAUACAAGAGUUACAAUCCCUCACGAAGUUCAUGCAACGCUUUGUCAUGAUCAACAUUCCGCCACCCAUGUCCCGCAGCAAUGCGUGGCAGAAUGCGAUAUUGGAGGCCGACCCGAGUGCUCGAAACCUGGCCAAGGAAUGGCUCACGCAGCAAAUGUACCACAACAUGCACGAGGCGUUCGCGUUGCUUCCUGCCGUGAGCUAUGACGAUGACUUUUUCCAAUUUGACAUUCAAGCGUCGCACGAGAACGACGAUCCGUUUACGUUGACGGAGCAGCUACAGUUCACGUGGCCAGGAACGGUACAAAUGUUUCGACGCCUGGUCGAGACCAACAUGCAGGCGGUGCAUUUCACCAAGAAUGUCGAAAUGGUGGUGGAAGAGAAGACAUCCAACACGCGAAUGUUUCACACGAUCACACCCGAAGGCAUAUUCGUGAACUCGCUCGAACGAUACUUCGUCGAAGCCAACCGGUUCGUCGUGGUCAUGCGCCAAGUCGAACACGACGAAGCCCAUCUAUGUGAUACCCUCCACAAGCAGCGUCACGGCAUGUCGUGGACCGAGGUUCGGCAGGUAUCGCCAACACACAUCUUGAUGCGCAUUGUCAGCCAUUCGUCGCAUUUUUUUCGACCCGGCGGCGGGCUCGUGAGUGUGGACGAGCUUUCAGCGUUGUGGGGUAUCGACAUGACGGGCAUCGAAGACGACGGCCUCAAGGAUGAAUACAUGAGGUGCGAAAUGAUCCGACGGUCGUAUGCGGAUUUCUUGCCUUGGAGACAGCGUUUCAUGGGCUUGAUGCACCAGAGCGCGACAAACUAAUUCUCUGGUCACACUAUUGUGCUUUUCAUGUAAUUUGCCCGUUGUUUAACUGCGUUAAACAACCAGACGUUUAAAAUAAUGUAAGCCCGAUUGAAAAUAAAACAACGCUAACGUUAAAUCCAAGUUCUGCUUUCAGCAGAAUGAAACAA
This is a messenger RNA of Aphanomyces astaci, 1486 nucleotides long. RefSeq lists its product as hypothetical. The record is from RefSeq and is a predicted model, not a curated record. Bases 228 to 1337 code for a protein of 369 amino acids. The transcript has 4 exons. Lineage: Eukaryota; Oomycota; Saprolegniomycetes; Saprolegniales; Verrucalvaceae.